CUGAUACCUGUAAUGAAGUGGGAAAGAAACACAAUCUACGACAUAUGCUGCUAUGGAAAUUAUAGUGGGAGCAGAAAGUCCUUCUUUCCAUUCGGCUUCCAUCUUCUUUUGCUCUUGAUAUUCUCCUGGAUGGGAUGAUCACCCUCAAUCAGCUUUGUUGUUCUUUACUAUAUCCUUCAACAUCUGUGUUGGGUUCCGAACCCCGAGCCUGCAUGCGAGCUGAAUUCGCACUCACCCCAGACGGAAUGAGAUAAUUGCUUUUGGUUAUUGUUUCCGGAGUUUAAUGCGAUCGAUCGAUCCCACUGUACCAAGAUGUUUUCCUCAGCUCUCAAAUCCCUAAGCUCCAAUAUAUCGGCAAACUACCAAAUUUCCCCCCAUCCCACUGUGGUUUCGGGGCCUUGGAAAAUUCACGAUGGAAAGAAGAAGUCCACCGGUACGAUAGCUUCGAUCUUUAUCUUCGACAAAAAAUCCCUCGAGCCUCGAUCAGGCGGACUCGGUGGCCGUUCGGGAGCCUCGAUCAAGAAAUUACAGGAGGAAGUUGUCGAACGACUAAAGCGGGAGGCCAGCAACCUUGCCCGGCUCAGACACCCGUCCAUCCUACAGGUCCUGGAACCUGUCGAAGAAACACGAAAUGGCGGUCUUAUGUUUGCUACAGAGCGAAUCACUGCCUCACUUGCUGGGCUUUUGCAGGAAAAAGAUACACAGGAAAGCAGUUCUAGAGUCGGAUCCCGGGGCUCGCGGCAUAUGGUGGAGGAACCUGACGGAUCACGGAGACGAAGAGACCUUGAAAUUGACGAAUUAGAAAUUCAAAAGGGCCUCCUCCAGGUUGCCAAAGGUCUUGAGUUUCUUCAUGAGUCCGCAGGCCUUGUCCAUGGCAACCUAAACCCGGAGGCUAUCUAUAUUAACGCGAAAUCCGAUUGGAAAAUCUCCGGCCUUGGAUUUGCCGGUCCUUCAGACACUGCAGAAUCCCGAUCCUCUCUCCCACCAUUAGCACUAUCAGAAGUGCUUUAUCAGGACCCUCGACUUCCGCAGUCUGUUCAGCUGAAUUUGGACUACACCUCACCGGAUUUUGCCUUGGAUUCUAAUGUGAACCCAGCUGCGGACAUGUUCUCCCUUGGACUUAUAAUAAUCGCCCUCUAUAAUUCACCACACUCAUCUCCUUUGAAAACCCAUGGAAGCUUGGAUACUUACAAACGAUCAAUAAGCUCACCCUCCUCAACUCCAUCACAAAGCAACAACUUCCUUUGCUCGACCCCGAUUCCCAAAGAUGUCCUUGCACAUGUACUUCCAAGAUUGAUAACAAGAAGGCCAUCCCAACGCCUUACUGCCCGAGAAUUCCAAGAAUCUCAGUACUUUGACAACAUCCUUGUGUCAACAAUCCGAUUUCUCGAGUCACUGCCUGCUAAGAACCCCAACGAAAAAUCACAGUUCAUGCGUGGCCUCCAACGUGUGCUUCCGGAGUUUCCUGUUUCGGUUCUAGAGAGAAAACUGUUGGGUGUCUUGUUGGAUGAACUCAAAGAUCGUGAACUACUGCCUCUCAUUUUGCAGAACGUUUUCACUAUUCUCAAACGCAUUCCUAACGCACGCCGUGUUCUUCCUGAAAAAGUGAUCCCUCAACUCAAAGAGAUAUUCCCAGUGGGCAAAGGGAACCCGAAUGAACGCGACUCGAAGAAGGAUGCAGGACUCCUGGUGGUGCUCGAGAAUAUGAAUGUCAUCGCAGAGAACUGUCCCGGAAAAGAGUUCAAAGAUGAUAUUCUACCCCUGAUCCACCUGGGACUGGAUUCGCCAACGCAUACCCUCGUAGAUGGUGCCAUAAAAUGCUUGCCCGUGAUUCUCCCCGUUCUUGAUUUUAGCACUGUAAAAAAUGAAGUCUUCCCUCCUAUUGCUUCUACGUUUAGUCGAACCAAUAGCCUCGCCAUCAAAGUGCGCUGCCUGGAGGCCUUUACUGUACUUUCUGGUGGUUCCGUGGAUGGAAGAGAAGCAGAGCAAGAUGACUUGUCUGGUAUAGUUGAGAAGAGCAAACCGCAGGCUGCGAAAUCCUCCAUUCUGGAUAAGUACACGAUACAGGAGAAACUUGUUCCCUCAUUGAAAGCGAUCAAGACAAAGGAGCCAGCUGUUAUGAUGGCAGCAUUAGGCGUGUUUCGACAGAUCGGCACAGUUGCUGACUCUGAUUUUCUUGCUCUGGAGGUUCUCCCUAUUCUUUGGAGUUUCAGCCUCGGUCCACUCCUCGACCUGCGUCAAUUCGCGGAAUUCAUGACUCUCAUUAAAAGUAUUUCCUCGAAGAUCGAGCGCGAGCAAUCGAAGAAACUGCAAGAACUUUCCUCGGGAGAUGCUGCUGGAUUCCAGAAUGGAGCGGCUACGUCCUCGAAAAGCCCCAAUAAUUUUGCGCCAUCAGACACGGAAUCCACGAGGGAUAAUUUUGAACGCCUUGUUCUUGGAAAAGGUGGCACCGCCCCAAGCCCGGAUAAUGACCCUUGGGGCAGUCUGGUCGCCGAGACACCAGCGCCCAAAACUACUUCUCCACGACCAUCGCCCACAGCGUUCUCUUGGUCCACCACUACGACAGGAGUUACUGCUGGGGGACAGUCGAGCCUGACUGCUCGUUCAAUCACUCCCGAUUAUAAGAUAAAUUCUUUCCCUUCAUUGGAGCCUAGCGUUAAACAAACCUCUGCUCCGGCACCAGCAUUCCCUACUCUCCAACCAUCCGCUCCUAAUCCCUGGAACAUGGCAAACGCCCCAAACCAUCAGCAUCAGUUUCCGGGAAAUAACAUCAUAAGCCCUACGCUCGGUUCUUUGGCCAGUAUGAAUACCCCCGGCACGUCUUCAGCCCGGCCAAACUUGCAGACAACCCCGAAUUAUUCUGCAUUCUCGAUUCCACCUCCGCCAUCAGGACAGGCGUCCGGUGCAUUUGCAGCAUUUGGUCCUAAUUCUAGCCAACCUUCUUCGCUCUUCCGCAACGGUACAUCGCAACCACCACAGGGAGCGCAGAAACAAGGGCUAGACAAAUACCAGAGCUUGAUAUGAUGGGGCCCGGGUAAUACACCGAUCCUUGCUCCUCUCAUUUCCUGCUAUAGUCAAAUUUUCUUCUCGCCUUUUUACUAUAAUUUUUCUCCUCCAUGAGGGCCCUUUCUAUUAUAUGUAUGUAGAUGAUCACAUUAUUCCCCUUUGGUUUCAAGCAAGUCUGCUGGUAUCCAAAAGUCAUGAGUUUGAUGUUCUAUUUAUGUCUUGCCAGCCCUUCUAUAACGUUGUUCUGCAUGGGUCCAGGUCCCAUAAGUCUUGAAGCAUCCCGCCUGGCACCUCACCUUUUACAUAGUGUACCAUGUACCACGAAUUUUACUUUUAUAAUUCUUCCGUCCUACAUAUUGCUUGGAUUAAAGAACCCAACUUGAG
Messenger RNA from Aspergillus ochraceoroseus IBT 24754, 3390 nucleotides. Its product is annotated as putative protein kinase Scy1. Gene Ontology annotation, molecular function: protein kinase activity; ATP binding. The coding region runs from base 313 to 3024 and encodes 903 amino acids. Gene Ontology annotation, biological process: protein phosphorylation. NCBI's taxonomy places the organism in Eukaryota, Fungi, Ascomycota, Eurotiomycetes, Eurotiales, Aspergillaceae. The transcript has 2 exons. The record is from RefSeq and is a predicted model, not a curated record.